AUGAUUUCAGAUAAGGACGCUGUCAAAGAAAAAUCUGGUGAUGCUGUCCUUAGUAUUGUUAAUUUCGUACAAAAGUUACGCUGUGGUAGGAUAUUAUUGGAAAAACUAAUAUUGGGUAAAUUUCAUAGUGUCGAAACUUUAUCUCAUCCAUUUCCAGGAAAAGUAAAAUUGGAACUACGAAGAAGAGUUUUAAAUCCUGAUAAAUUCAAAGCGUUUCAAGAGGAAUUGAACAAUGCUUUGGAGAAUGAUAACGAGAAAUUACCUAUGUACUAUUUACCUUACUUAAAUGGUGUUAUUAAUGAAACUAAUAGGUUAUGGCCUGUUGUAAUGGAGAUUCUUUGUUUUAAACUUUUACGAAGAUAUACAAUUCCUGCUAAUUAUUUAAAUACCAUCACGAUCCAACCUAUUGGUAGUAACAAUGUACCGGUCAAUCAAAAAGAAUACAUCGUUUUCUCACCUCAUCUCUAUGUUGUAUAUUGCUUUCAGAACCUGAACAAAGUUUUGACGAAAUUAAAUUGGUUAACCAAUUUGUCAGAUCUCGAAGGAAUCAAAAAGUGGUCGCCUAAGCAACUUGUUGAUUUCUUAGAGUCUGAACAUAAAUUAGAUCUUACGAAUAUUACUGGCGACGUCUUUCUUCUCUUGAUAGAAGAUGAUCUCUAUCGAAUGGGAUUUCCUUUGGUACAUUCAUUAGCACAAUUGGCUUCUAACCAAAUUCAGAACGGACGUAAAUUAGGCGGUGCUCGACCACCUCCUAACGAUUCAUUGUGGUCUCGCAUUAAGGAUCAAGGAUUUGAGGACCUGGCCGCACUGAGAUCUCUUGAGGUUAUUGAUGCCAACAUAUGGUUUAAUGCUUUAAAGUUGUUCGGUUGGUGGGAAUCGGAGAGUAAGGUCUUGCGAUUUUACUUUAAUAAUUCGGAAACUUAG
Molecule: messenger RNA, 924 nt
Organism: Funneliformis mosseae
Lineage: Eukaryota; Fungi; Glomeromycota; Glomeromycetes; Glomerales; Glomeraceae
Source: the annotation of a GenBank genome assembly